Anguilla rostrata (American eel) is the source of this 2797-nucleotide messenger RNA. Its product is annotated as CD276 antigen-like. Bases 291 to 1253 code for a protein of 320 amino acids. The transcript is spliced from 8 exons. NCBI's taxonomy places the organism in Eukaryota, Metazoa, Chordata, Actinopteri, Anguilliformes, Anguillidae. Gene Ontology annotation, biological process: cell migration; cell-cell adhesion. The record is from RefSeq and is a predicted model, not a curated record. Gene Ontology annotation, molecular function: cell-cell adhesion mediator activity; integrin binding; protein heterodimerization activity. Gene Ontology annotation, cellular component: protein complex involved in cell adhesion; plasma membrane; cell-cell contact zone.
CACACAAGCACUGUGUCUGUCAGUUGAAAAAUAAAUAAAUAAAUAAAUAAAUAAACUAAAUAAAUAAAUAAAUAAAUAAAUAAAUAAGAAAUGGAGCUGCAGAAAAGGGAAGAUUUGAUUGGUAAAAAAAUAUGGACGUGCUGAACGAGUCCCGAUUGGUAGAGACAGGAAGAUUUGACUAAAAUUAAACCGAAAGUAACUAAACCAGGAACAAGCAGUUUGUUUUACACAGCAACACGGAAAGGACUUGGCUGUUCAUUUACUUAAAUUCACUUGCAUUAAGGAGAAAAAUGGCAUCUGUCAUCUGGAUUCUGUCUGUAGUAUUGUAUGCUGAAUUCAUGUGUGCAGUGUCUGCUAACAAGUUUGUCUCCCUGGAUUGCCAGGAUAUAAACCGUGGGGUCCAUGGCAAGGACUCUUCAUUGAAAUGCUUUCUGAAUUCUGGUGGGGAAAGCGUGAAGGUCACAGCGGCAGCAUGGAGGCGGCCAGGAGAGAAGCGUCCUUUAAUAAUGUUUAUAAAUGACAAAGUUAGAGAGCCAGAAGAUCCACGAUUCUCCUUUAAGCAGUUACAGAUGUCUGGCAGCAACAUAGACGUGUCCUUUCUGGUGAGAGACACAGUGAGGACAGAUGAAGGGAAAUAUGAAUGCGAAGUUGUAACUGACAGCGGUGAAGCCAAAGCAGUUGUAAGCCUUUCUGUCAAAGCCACUUACUCCAAACCAGACAUGAGCUCAGUUCCGGAGAAGGACCUUCAGGAGGGAAUGGAAGUCACAUUAUUCUGCAAUGCCUCUGGGGGUUACCCGGUUGGCAUGAUCCACUGGUACGACCAGCACGACACCAACUGGACCCGCAGUGCAGAAAUGACGGUGGUGGAGACCACGGACAAACGCACAAACUUAUCCAGCAAGUUCACGCUUAAGGCGUCCUCCAUCACUCCUCAGUAUCGGUGCUUAGUGUUAAACAACAAUGGUGUGGAAGAAGGAAAGGCAGAAUUUGACCUUAAAUUUCAGGAAAAAGCCCCGGAGAAGGCGACGGGAGACCAGGGAAGCACGGCCAUUACGGUCAUCGUCUUCGUCAUCGUUGGAUCUCUGCUGUGCGGCCUGCUGAUUUUGGCUCUGUUGCGCAGACGGCGCGCUCAGCAGGCCCGAAGGCCAUCAACUCACCCCAUAUUGGGGGCGAUGUAUGCAAUGAGUCCAGACACAAUGGAAGAAGGUUUGAACGAUACGACGGAAUCUGUGCCUGAACCUUUAAACAAAUGAAGUUGGAUUAUUGCCCCUUCUUCAGGACUGUGUCUAAUCCUUAUAGUAACAAAUCGCUGCACAUUCUGGGGAAAUGCAGGAAUUUUACUUUUCCUUUGUGUGUCUAUGAACUCAGAGAGAAACUAUGAAUGAAUCAAGAAUGCUUUGGUAAUCCCCUGUGAUGAGUUUACUUUGCUCUUUACAGUUCUACCAGACUAAAACCAGACAGCUUCCCUUUUUCCACCCAAAAAGAGCAUCACGUCCUCUUUUCAUUUCCUGAUAUGGAAUCUCAAACUGAAGUUUGUGGAGACACUGCAUGUGAAUUAGUGAUGUGAGAAAAUGUAAUGCUCAAAACAAAGUAUCACACAAGUAAAAUAACACAAACAAAAUGAGGGGAAAAAAAUAACAGGGCAACACAGUUAAGUCAAAUUGUGGAACGUGACCACAAACUAUUUUACAAAAUGUCAAAAGAUACAGAACAAUAUAAUACAAUAAGCUUGUAUAGAGUGCUCAUUGUGCUGUGCAUUAAAGAGGCAUUAAAAUAAGAAUCAGCAUAGGAACAGGCAAGGCCUAGGCUGUGUCCAAAACAGCUUACUUGCCUACUACUAAGUACACUGGAUAGGAAAAUGUACAUAUAUUUUUCAAAAAAUGCACUUAAAAUCUUGAUAUAUUUAUUUGGGGGUUCGGCUGAAUGUACGUACUUUUAAGGAAGUAAGUCAUACUUUUUUAAGGAAGUAAGUCAUACUUUUUUUUUAGGACGCCUCACAGAGGAAGAAGCAGAGCUAUCUUUGGGUCCCAUCAAUUAGAGAGCAAGCCUUUCUACUGCAAAGGCUACUUUGCACUACUCAUGACACUUCUGCAGUACGAUUGAAAAACAGUGAGGAAUAUUUUUAUAAAUAUUUUAUGUUUAGUCGCCAGUACAUAUUCUGAGCACACCUCUUGUUAGGAGGCUGUUUUGGACACGGCCUUAAUGACUGAUUUGAAGUCUGAUCAACUGAUGUUUUGGAUUUCGGUUACAAAGACAUGGUGCAGAGCAGCUAAAACCUAUGCCUCGGAUUGCUUUGUUGUGAGGUCUGUGUCUGCAGACCGCAGAAACAGGAUUUCCAAGAUUUGAAAGUGCUCAUAAGUGCUUUAUAGGUAGUGAGGAGGAAGUAAUUCAACCCUAGAUUAAAGGGGGCAGAACAGCAACCGCGGUGCAGAAAAUGCUCUGCGCAGCAUCUGUGAAAAAGAACAGUGUCAGUUAAACUUGGAACUAUACAGUGGAUCCCAACGUGAACUUUGUUGUCGCUAAAUUAACACUACGUUCUUAAGAGUCCAGGACACCAACAACAACAAAGCAUUAUAAUAAUUCAACCUGGUGAUUGUACAGGUGUUACCUCUGCAUUCGCAUUGUCAUUACAAGGGUUGGUCUAAACUUUACUGCAUUGUGCAAUUUAGAUGAAGUUCAUUUGGGCCCCAUUGUUGCACUCCUUGCCUUUGCGUUCUCACUGAAGAUAUUUUCAGACGUGAGUGUGUACAGAGAUGUUUUGUGCUGUACAUGUAGAGACAUGAUCGCCAUUCCUUAA